Molecule: messenger RNA, 1452 nt
Organism: Sinocyclocheilus rhinocerous
Lineage: Eukaryota; Metazoa; Chordata; Actinopteri; Cypriniformes; Cyprinidae
Product: MORN repeat-containing protein 4-like
Exons: 6
Coding region: 131-577 (148 amino acids)
Biological process (GO): response to axon injury
Cellular component (GO): cell projection
Source: RefSeq, a predicted model, not a curated record
UUCAGCGAGAGCAGAGGAACCGUAACACCGGCGAGCCAGAACCCGAUUCUCCCUCUGCGGAUCCGUUGGACAAAGCGAGGGGUUUUCAUGCUCUUGAGACUGCACAGAAACAUCACAGCUUGGUGGAGGUAUGACAUUAACCAGGGGCUCCUUCACUUAUUCCAGAGGAGAAGAAUAUACCGGAGAAUGGAAGGAAGGUCGGAGGCACGGUAAAGGCGAGCUGAAGUUUGCUGAUGGCACCUGUUAUAAAGGUCAUUUUGAGAAUGGCCUGUUCCACGGAUCAGGGGUAUUAGUCUUUCCCGAUGGAUCCAGGUACGAGGGUGAAUUCGCCCAGGGAAAAUUCCAAGGGGUCGGAAUCUUCAGCAGGUUUGACGGGAUGAAAUUUGAAGGAGAAUUCAAAAGUGGCCGUGUUGAAGGAUAUGGGCUGCUGACAUUUCCAGAUGGUUCCCAUGGUGCUCCGCGAAAUGAGGGAGUGUUUGAGAACAACAAGCUUCUGAAACGUGAAAAGUGUCAGGCUGUGGUGCAGAGAGCCAAGAACUCAGCAUCCACUGCCCGCGGCCUCUGUAUGACAAACUGACCUCAGUGAGAGCACCCCUAACUGCGGCUUUCAGAUCAGGCAGUGUCACAAGUUAAGAAGUCAAAGCGGACUGUGGAUCUGCAUUCAGGGGUGAUCUCUGCCUUCACCAAACAACGGAGCUCAAAAAUAUGAGAGACCCAUCAGACCCUCAGGGAUGGAUGAAAGUGUUUCCAUUCCACACACCUCUGUUUCUCUCACAUUGUUGCUCUGCCUUGGUUUCCUCUGUGGCUUAAAAACAUCACAAAAUACUGUAUGUUUGUUAUGGAGGCAUGGAUAAACUCGAGUCACCAUCGGAGGCAUUGCAGGUACGGAAGCCUGGUCACGUGAAGAUAUUUUUGGGAAACCCUUCAUGACAGCACGCCAAGUGAUCAGUUUGGGAACUGGAUGAGCCAGGCCAUGGAUUACAUCUUUAAUACAGCAGCAAAACACACCGAGUAACUACAAAGAGAAGAGCUGGAUUGUUGAUUCAUAAACAACCUUAUAUUGGGGCAAAUGUUUGCUUUCAGGCUGGCGGAUUGUAAUUAUGUAAUAAGCACAGAUGACAUAUGUCUCACACAUGGGCAUAUCAGUGUCCUCCACCCAAAGCCUUGUCAUCUGAUGCAUCAGGAAACUAUGCACAGCAAUGAGCCUGUCCUGGCACAGUAAGCCAUAGACAAAACUAUAGCAUGUUAAUGUGUUUCAAAUGAAAGAUUUGUUAUGCAAAAGUCAAAUAGACUAAAUAUUGUGCAUGCAUUUCUCAUUUCAGAAAGACAAACUAGUCAAAAUGCUUUCUGCUGAUUGGUCAGCCGAAGAUCAAACCGUGCUGUCAUCAGUUCUUCCACAGUAUCACUCAGCAGAAUAAUAGUCCUCCGCUGCUGCAGUUGUACGGAUUCAUA